This is a messenger RNA of Saprolegnia parasitica CBS 223.65, 379 nucleotides long. RefSeq lists its product as hypothetical. The coding region runs from base 30 to 305 and encodes 91 amino acids. The transcript is spliced from 2 exons. Lineage: Eukaryota; Oomycota; Saprolegniomycetes; Saprolegniales; Saprolegniaceae. The record is from RefSeq and is a predicted model, not a curated record.
GCCAGCCAACCUCGUUUAGAUCAAGAAACAUGUCGGCCCGCGUGACCAAGCAAAUCCUGCGCGCGACCGUGCUCGUGGACGAGCCGUCCAAGACGAAGGGCAAGGCCGCCGGCAAGUCCAAGUCCGGAGUUGCGGCAAAGACCAAGUCGCUUAAGAAGCGCCGGCAGUUCCUUGACGAGGCUCGCAUCGAGCGCAGCAAGUCGGACAACACGGCCAAGAACAUUGCCGUGCUCACAAAGCUAACCAAGACAACCAAGGCACAGGAUCUCAUGAAGAAGAUCCUCAAGCAAACGCAGCGCUUGUAGACGUGACGCUGCUUCCACCUCGUGUACUACCCUAUUUAAUCGCCAUCGUAAUCCACCGCUCCUCUUGCGCACCC